GGAUGUGAGUCGUAUUUCCGUGAAGACAGCCACGGACUCCGUUUGCUACUCAACUCCACCAACCAGCCUACUCCUAUUUCAGUAUAUAUACAGGGCUCUCAAGUUUUGAAGACAGGCAAGCGUGAGAUUUCCAUCAGCACCCGAUACAGCUGACCGUUCCAUCCCAAUGCGCGCAGGACGGCGUCGGAGCUCUGCAGCGGAACAAUCGAUCGGCGUAUUGAGCACCCCUGCAUUCAAGCAUUAAAUAGCCGAGAGGUUUUUUCAGCGUGACCAAAGGGCAAGAAUGGAAGCUAAAUCAAUGAAAUUCCAGCUGCUUCGUUUCCUGCAGGACAACAGACUUCCAGGGUCAGAUUACCAGUCCACGGUGUCUCUGCUUGUGUCCACAUAUAAAAAACAAACUAUGGAGUUAAAGAAGCCGGCUAGUGCCACGUGGACGAUUGGAGACCUAAAGGACACCAUCUACAGCAACGAGGACAACGUGGUCAACGGGUGGAACAAAUUCUACCUUCCAGAAAUGGUCACCAUGCAGGUUCUGGGUGUGGUGAAGGGGACCUCGUGUCCGUGUGAGCAGCUGGUUCUGAUGACCUGUGAGGACACCAAGGUGUACGGCUACGAUGGAGAGGAGCUGCACUUGGUGGCGUCGAGCAUCAAGAAGCUGUGUUUCGGGGGGUUCAAGUAUCCGGCGGCCAAGUCCUUCGACAAAGGGGAUGCCUUCAAGAAAAUGAGCACCGAGGACUGGAAUGCAGUGAAGGCGGGUGCUGUGGGGCAACAGUUGAACCAAAAGCAUCACAAACUGGUGACGCAAGAGAAGUCCGGAUUCCUGGAGAACCUCAAGUCCAUCAGGAGCAACGCAGGUGCAGCCGACUCGGCAGGAACCGUGGUUGCUGGUGUUUAAUAUUUGGAAACAUUUACACAAUUAAUUGUCUUUUAAAUGAAUGUUCCCAAUGUUUAGUGGACUGUAUCUACCGCUGCUGUUAUAAGUAAGCAGCAUUUUUUCUGAUUAUAUAUAUUUUUGUCAAUAAAAAAUUUAAUUGAUUUGAAUCAACUAAUGGUUCAGAGGUUUAACAAUCUGAUUCCUUCAUAUAAAUAUGUUUAUGAAAAUGAUUUAAAUGCUAUGGCCUCCAAAUUCACCGGAUCUUAAUCAAAUUGAAUCUAGGUGGCUUUUAAUGAUGCCUUCAGAAUCCUGCUCAAGCUUCCGAGAUGGACAAGCACAAGUCAGAUGUUUGUGGGGGGGGGGGCGCUCAGCGCCGCGAAGCAUGUCGGGGCGAAAUUCUCACUAGAACUCAAAUAAAUGUCUCGUCGGAUAUUAAAACACAUUUGGGGGGACUUGAUGACAGAGAGUAACUUGUAUUCUUGAAUACGGAUGAAUGAAAAAAAUGUGUCUCCAGCAAAAAGGGCACUUUACUCAUCCAGGGCAAAAGGGCUGGUGCUUGAGCACCACUAGGGCUCUAUCUGUACACGUGCCUGGUACCAGGUAUGUUUUUUAAUCCUGAGUGGUUUUUUUAGAUGCAAUGGCUGGACCGGUGUCCUCGUAUUGUAUUUCAUAUAUUAUUGUUGUAUUUGUGUUUGUUGUUUUAUGGACGCAUGAGUCUGGAAUAAAGAUAUAUAUAUAUAUUAGGGCUGUCAGCGUUAACGCGUUAAUCUAUGCGAUUAAUUUGGCCGCGAUUAACGCACUAAAAUAUUUUAACGCAACUUUGUUUACUUCCGGUGUCGUUGAAGUUGUUGCACUCCUCUGAGUGUCAAACCGCGGCAGUCCGCCUCCUUCCUCCCGUCUGCUCCUCGAUAUUCACAGAGAAGCAGAGGGCGACGUGUCGGUGCCGCGGGGCGGAAGGUGCAGGUGACUUUCUUUUUUUGUUGCUCCGCCCCGAUGCGCGCGCAGACACAACGGCAUGGAGCUCUGCGGCGCGCGAGACGGAGAGCCGAGAAGAGUGAUUGACACGUCGAGACAGAAUGACAUGCUGCUGGAGAGACGACCAACAACAGACGUUUAGUUUAAUAAAAGAACAAAGACGUCUUUAAGGAAAGAACUGUACAUUACUUCUGCUGUAAUCUGGCGCUAUAGAGAACAUUACGGAGGGGGGCGGGGCCUCACCCUGAUAGAAUGGUGGGGGAAACACUGGGAUGUGUCACAUGCAAAAGCCUUAAAAAGGUGAAUUUACAUUGUUUUGUAAAAUGGAGAAAAUGAGCCCAGGCUCCAGAGGGUUAACAUGACACAUUUGUCAGUUUACCAAGGCCACUGGUUCUGCUGCUGUUCAGUGAUAAAGAUGACAGGACCAAUGGGGUCUCUAAUACACCUUUUCUUACUAAUCUGGAUGUUUCACUGAAGAAACAAUUGAUCAUCCACGAUAUUAAAUACCUCACUGGCACUUUAUAGGUAGGAGCCUCUUUGAAAACACAGCUCUGUGUGAAGUUUUGUCUUUAAAAAAGAAUAUAAUUAAACAAGUGUCUAAAAUACACGCUGUCUGAAGGGAUUACUCGUUCAUUUAGAAGAUUUAGUCUUUAGAAGAAAAAAAAACUUUUAAUAGCGAUUAAUGAAUUUCAAAAUGUGCGAUUAAUUAGUUAAUUUUUUUAAAUCGAUUGACAGCCCUAAUAUAUGUUGGAGAUGUUGGUGCCAGCUCGUCUACCUCCCCAAAACAAAACAAUUGAGAGACAACCUCUUUAUUCCUUUUAUUUUUGAUUUCUCAGAUCAUUUUGUGAUCUAUUAUAGAUUUUGUGAUUUUAGGUGAUGAUUUCCAAUAAUUGAAUAUGGAAGGAAUAGUGCUUUAUUGUCACACAUUCAGAAAGAAUAAUACCCAUUUGUCUUAUAUGAGCAAUUUUAUGUUUAUGUUUUCUUUGCCAAAUAAACGUCUGUUCCAUGGGA
Molecule: messenger RNA, 2860 nt
Organism: Pseudoliparis swirei
Lineage: Eukaryota; Metazoa; Chordata; Actinopteri; Perciformes; Liparidae
Exons: 7
Coding region: 284-895 (203 amino acids)
Source: RefSeq, a predicted model, not a curated record